This is a messenger RNA of Mucor velutinosus, 891 nucleotides long. RefSeq lists its product as uncharacterized. Gene Ontology annotation, molecular function: oxidoreductase activity, acting on NAD(P)H, heme protein as acceptor. Gene Ontology annotation, cellular component: mitochondrial inner membrane. Gene Ontology annotation, biological process: heme A biosynthetic process. The coding region runs from base 1 to 891 and encodes 296 amino acids. The transcript has a single exon. The record is from RefSeq and is a predicted model, not a curated record. Lineage: Eukaryota; Fungi; Mucoromycota; Mucoromycetes; Mucorales; Mucoraceae.
AUGGAAAUCGAGGAUUUCAAAGGUAUCUUUUACUGGGAAUGGGGUCAUCGUAUGAUUGGUCGCUUCAUUGGCAUGUCCAUCCUCUUGCCUGGCAUCUACUUUGCUCGUCGUGGCUACAUGACCAAAUCUGUUCAAAAGCAAGUCUUGUUCAUUGCAAGUGUCAUGGGUUUCCAAGGUUUUAUGGGUUGGUUCAUGGUCAAGUCUGGUUUGAAUGAGGCCUUGAUGAAGGAAGUGGGUGCUGUACCUCGUGUUAGUCAAUACCGUCUCACGGCUCAUCUCUGUACUGCAUUCAUCAUUUAUGCUGGUGCCAUCUUCUCUGCUGCUGGUAUCCUACGUAACGACAAGUUGGCCAAGGGCACCUACCCUAAACACGUUGCGGACAUGAUCAAUAGCCCUGUCUUGAAACAAUUGCGCAAAUACUCUCACUGGCUGGGUGGUCUCAUCUUCAUUACUGUCCUGUCGGGUGGUAUUGUAGCAGGUCUAGAUGCUGGUUUAAUCUACACUGAAUACCCCAAGAUGGGCGAAGGCUACAUUCCUCCCAAGAACGAGCUCUGGAGCGACCAUUAUGUCAAGCCUCAGGAUAAGGGUAAAUGGCGCAACUUGUUGGAGAAUCCAGUAACUGCUCAAUUCGAUCAUCGUACAUUAGCUGAAUUCACGGCGUUGUGUACAACUGGCUUCUGGCUCUAUUCUCGACGUUUGCCAUUGCCUCCCAAUGCGCGUGCUGCUUGUAACGCCAUGAUGCUUGCUGCUGCUACUCAAAUUACCUUGGGCAUCUGUACGCUUAUCUACAUGGUGCCCAUUAGCUUGGGCGCUGCUCAUCAGGCCGGUGCUUUGGCUUUAUUGACUUCUAAUUUUUGGGUUAUUCAUGCAUUGCGUAAAGUUCCAUUGUAG